This is a messenger RNA of Blumeria graminis f. sp. triticale, 1071 nucleotides long. The record is from the annotation of a GenBank genome assembly. Lineage: Eukaryota; Fungi; Ascomycota; Leotiomycetes; Helotiales; Erysiphaceae.
AUGUCCUUCAACGACCAAGGCGCCGGUUAUCCACCGCUGCGCGAACAGUCGGAAUCUCAAUAUCCUCUUCCGCCAGGCGAAGAAGACGAACGCAGCCGACCAUUUCAUAACCGUGAAGCCUCAAAUGGGAGUAUAUCCACUCUUCCAUCCAUAACACCAUACGAACAUAGCUUUUCGUCGCAGACACAAGGUUAUGUCCAAGACCAGAGAGUCUAUCCAUCUGAAUCAUAUCGACCUCCUCCAACGCCAGGCUAUCCGCAAGACUAUAACCGAGGAGUUCCACAACAGAUGGCAUUCAGCCAGUCCGCCCCACGACAGCGAACAGCAAUUGCAUGCCGGUACUGCCGAAGACGAAAGAUCAGAUGUUCGGGCUUCGAUCAAAAUCCCGAAGGUCGCUGUGCCAAUUGUCAGCGAUUUCAACAGGAGUGUAUUUUUACGCCAGUUUCGUCUCAGGCACAGGCGUUCGUUCCCGCACACGCCGUCUAUCCUGGCAUGCGAAAUAUGGGAAUUGGGCCUGAUGGACGUCCCCGACCUAUGUAUCCGCAGGGAGCGCCUCUUUUUGGGGCUCACGGGCAGCCACUGCCAGCGCCGCAGACUCAAUCGACAGCAACUUAUGAAUAUCCUGCCCCUUCACCAACGGGAUCUUAUAGCUCCUACUGUGGCGACGACCGCAACUCUCAGCCCCCGGACCCGUCUCGAAAGCGAGUUCAGCCCGAGCCGCAUCCUUCCAUCUUGCCCCCUCCCAUUCCUGGUCAGGUGUCAUAUCAACGUGCUGAUAGCGCAGCUGCUCCUCGACGUGGACCUUUGGAUGAGGAUCUUCGUCUUCCCCCCGUAACACCUACUGGCGCUCCUAUUACAGCUAAUUACUCACCUGGCUCCUCAAACUCCUCACAUUCGAACCUUCAACCACCUCAGCAAUCUAGCCUCCCAUUCUUAUCUCGCACUCCUCCACCUCGUGCUAGUCCUAUAGAAGGUCGUGUAGACCCCAUGAGUAUCGGUAACAUCAUGGAACGUCGACCUGAGUCAGAGAUUGAUCGGAGUAUGCUUGGCCGUUUAGAUCGGAAAGCAUAG